AUGUCGGUGGUGAAGACGAGUAAGCAGUCGCUAACCGCUCAGGAAAAGUGGGACGCUAUACUGAGGGUGAAUGCUGGCGAGACAAAAGCCUCGGUGGCAAGGGAUAUCGGUGUUCCAGAAUCCACCCUGCGAGGAUGGUGUCGGAACGAAGACAAAAUAUCAUACCUCUGCCGAAGAUCCAGCUCUGACGUAAACGAUGCGGUUAAUGAUCACACCAUUUUCAAGAGGGCGAAAACUGAAGAUCAACCUUUAGAUCAACGUCUCAGAUCUAACGGAAAUCACUCUGCUGAACCAGGAACCAGUGUGAACACACCGCCUUCUGGAAUCAAUGAAUCAGACGCCUUCUACUGGCAGCUGGCAUAUUUUAACAUGUUGACGCAUUGGAACAUGUACUCGUAUAUGACCACGCAAGCUAGUCAACUGUUUCCUGAACCUGUCCAAGUAUCUGUCCAACAUAACGCUGAAGGUAAAUUGACCAAAUCUGAGGCCGUGGAACAUGGUGAGAAGUUCCUCCAAUGGUUGGAAACCUGCAAUGAUCCUUCAGUGACUGACGUGCAGAUUAUGCAGUUGAAAAAAUUUCUUAACAACGUCAAAUCAGGCGCUAACCGAAAGAACGAGCAUCUGCAUGCUGAAACCAAAGUGGAAACACAGUGA
Acanthoscelides obtectus is the source of this 654-nucleotide messenger RNA. Lineage: Eukaryota; Metazoa; Arthropoda; Insecta; Coleoptera; Chrysomelidae. The record is from the annotation of a GenBank genome assembly.